CCGCACCUGGGCGCCAGCACCGUCGAGGCCCAGGAGAACGUCAGCCUCGAUGUCUGCUCCCAGAUACUCACCAUCCUGCUCGGCGGCCUGCCACCUCCGCCAUCAACACGCCUUGAUCCUCCCGGAGGAGUACCGCAAGCUGCAGCCCUAUGUCAAGCUCGUCGAGCGCAUGGGUGCCUGUACACGCAGCACUAUGCCUCGGCUGGCCGGAACAGCGGCGGCGGAGGCGGCGGCGGCGGCCUGCUUGGUGGCACCAAGUUCGAGCUUGUCUACGAGGGAGAGCUGUCGGGCGUGUCCAACACGCGCCCGCUCUUUGCCGCCCUGGUCAAAGGGCUGGUGUCAGUCAUUACCGACUUGGGUGGGCGAGAUGUCAACAUUGUCAACGCGACCCUCAUAGCCAAGGAGAAGGGCAUCGUCAUCAACGAGGUCCACGAGCGCGGCGGCAGCGGCGACAGGACGUCCUCCGGUGCAUAUGCGAGCCUGGUCACACUGCGCCGUGGUGCCAAUCGUAGCGGUGGGCAGAUGAUCCAGGGCUACGUGUCGGGCAAGAACAUCUACAUCUCAAAGCUGGGGCGGUUCAUGUCGAGUUUCGUCCCCGAGAGCUCCCUGCUCAUCUUGCACAACUACGAUGAGCCGGGAAAGAUCGGUGGCGUGGGGUUGGUACUGGGAAAGCAUGGAAUCAAUAUCCGGUCCAUGCAGGUUACUAGCCUGGAGGAGGAGGAAAGCGAGCCUGAGGGGAAGGAGAUGGACUCUGCUGCGCUCAUGAUCUUGGGCGUCAGCGGGACUGUCAGUCGUGCUGUCGUGGAGGAUCUCGAGCGUUCGGAGGGUAUCCUGGACGUCAGUCUUGUGCAGCUC
This is a messenger RNA of Microdochium trichocladiopsis, 855 nucleotides long. RefSeq lists its product as uncharacterized. The record is from RefSeq and is a predicted model, not a curated record. The annotation marks the transcript as partial. The transcript has 4 exons. Lineage: Eukaryota; Fungi; Ascomycota; Sordariomycetes; Xylariales; Microdochiaceae.